CUCAACUGUGGUGUAUGAGGAUCAGGCAGGCACUAUUCCGUAGCUUCAUCAUGACCGAAGCUUGAGACAGUGAAAAUUCUACGUGGGUGCUGAGCAGCGUCUCUGCUGGUGCUGAUGUCCAACUGGCGGCCAAGUUCAAGGCGCUGCUUCUACUCCGUACUUCCUGCCAAAACGUCCGACCGGUGACGGUCUGUGUGCGACCGCCACCCCGCUUCAUCCUCCCCAUCUUUCCGCAAGCUUUAUCGCCGGUUCCCAGCCUUCUCUAUUUUUCCUGCCCCGAGCGUUCUAGCUCUCUUUCCCUCCGUGCUUCCUAGAAUAUCUACUGUGUACGGAGUACCGCUGACAGAUUACGGCUUCCACCGCACCUAUUGAGAGUCGGAGGAUCUAACAUCUCCACCGCCAGAAUGGGGAGCUUCACGUUUCGAUGGCCGUACAGUGCGAGCGAAGUGUUUGUCACUGGGACGUUUGAUGACUGGGGCAAGACUGUGCAGCUGGACCGCAUAGGCGAUGGGUUCGAAAAGGAAGUUUCGUUACCGGCCACGGAUGAGAAGAUACACUACAAGUUUGUCGUUGACGGAUUCUGGACCACCGAUAGCGGAGCCCCCGAGGAAGACGACGGCAACAACAACAUCAACAACGUGCUCUAUCCUGACCAGAUUCAGGAAGAAUCAACAGAUCCCCUACUGAACGGCACUGCCACUAUGUCCGGCGUUAGGCCAGAUUCAACUACCGCUGCAUUGGCAGCCGGCAUUCCCAAAGAGUCCAGCAGCAAAUAUGGUCAAAGCGGAUAUUAUCCCACCAUCUCGUCGGCCGCACCGGGGUCGACCACUGCAGGACUGGGCCAGGACGUACCUUUGGAGCAGCGGGCCAGUGUGCCGGGAUCCUAUCCAGCUACCCCAGCUAGUGAGACUGAGAAAUUCUCCGUGAAUCCCAUCCCGGCCUCCAGUGGCACCGGCAACCCGAUCAAGCUUAACCCGGGGGAGAAGGUGCCUGACGCCAGCACAUUCAACCCCAACACCAUUUACUCAACUGCGCGGACCGACCAGGCUGGCUAUGAACAGGGAGGCAGCAGUGCCUUUGCCGGCUCCAACUUCGAUGGCAGCGCUUUUUCGGUUCCCCCGGUAUCUAAGAAUAUGAUCCCAGAGUCCAGCCUUCCCAUGGGUGAUAGUCCGGAGGCUACGCAACCUACCUACACGAUCCAAUCUGUCGCACCUAUGUCCACUACUGCUGGACUUGCUGCUGCAGUUCCCCUGGAAUCCCAGAGGCACACCACGAGCGGACUGCCUGCGACAGAUGUCCCGGAUGUGGUGCGACAGUCGCUCUCCGAUGCCCACAAGGACCCUGAGGCAGCCACUAGUGAGACGGCGGUCGAGGAGAAGAGGGAAAUGGAAGAGGAGCUUCGACAGAAGGUUCCAGUAGACAAUUCCCCCGGCACGCCAGCGCCUGUUAUUACUUCCUCUCCUGCCACUGGACUGGGUGCCGGUGCUGCCGGACUUGGCACUGCUGCCGGGCUUGGUGCUGCUACUCUGGGAUCACAGAGACAGACCGCCGGGGAUGUCCCCGAUGUGGUGAAGCAGUCGAUUUCUGAAGGCUACAGGGACCCUGAAGCGGCCACUAGUGAGGCAGCAGUCGGAGAGAAGAAGGUGAUGGAAGAGGAGCUCCAACAAAAGGUCCCGGUGGACAAUUCCCCUGGCACGCCUGCACCUGCUAUCACUUCUACUGGGAUUGGACUUGGAGCUGGGGUGGCCGGACUUGGCACUGCUGCCGGGCUCGGUGCGGCUACUCUGGGAUCACAGAAACAGACCACCGGCGGGUUGCCCGCUGAGGAUGUUCCCGAUGUCGUGAAGCAGUCGAUCACUGACGCCCACGAGGACCCCGAGGCAGCCGUCAAUGAGGAGGCCGUUGAAGAGAAGAGAGAGAUGGAAGAGGAACUUCAACGAAGGGUCCCGGUGAACAACCAGGCUGGGGCGCCAGCACCAGCUCUCACGGCUGCCACUACGGAGACCGCACCACGGGCUACUGGCGAACCUGCGCCGGAGACUGCUGGUCCGGUUGGCACAGCUAGCACUACGGAGAUCCCCCGGGCUACUGAUGAUAAGCUCGCUUCGGGUCAGGUCUCCCCCCGGAACACUGACUCCACGGAUGGACCCACGGUGACCACCGGGGUUGGCACUGCGAAGACUUCUGCAGUAUCUGGGCCGGGUGCUGUCGCUUCCGAGGACACCUCGCAUCCCCCGACUGCUGGAGCGACGGGCGCCAGUGCGACCAAGACUGUUGACUCUGGGGUGGAGAGUGGGCCGACUGCCGACGAGACCACUACUCCCACUGCUGGUGCCACGGGUGCGAGUGCGACGAAAACCGCCGAUUCAGCUAAUCCAGCUGAGACCGAAGCGUCGGCUGGCACGACAGGCUCGGGGCCGACCAACGGCGCGGCGAAGCCGGCCAACACGACCAAUGGCAAGGAGAAAAAGAAGAAAGGCUUUUUCUUGCGACUGAAGGAGAAGUUGAAGUCGGUUUGAAGACGAUGGCUAUGAUAAUGAUUACGGUGUAUGAUGGGAGGAUGGAUUCUGUGCUUACUCGACUGGAUACCUGAUUGCAUGGCUCGUAUAGUUGCUACGGCUUGGUUUACUGGUGCUCGUGGAGCAUGGUAGCUAGUAUGAUAAUGUUAAUGUUGAUUAUGGAUAUUUCUAGCUAGAUGGGUAUUGCGUCGCUGAUGAUGCCGUUGAUUUUGACGGGGUAGCCCAAGACGCUGGAGAGUUAGCCUGAUUCGCCGCGGGGAGUCACCACUUACUCUUUGCCGGUCUGGGUGAGACAGCAACCGCAGAAGAUGGAGGCGGGGUAGCAGAUGACCUGUAUCAUUAGCUAUGAAGCAGUAGCAGUCCGAUCGACAUACCGCAGCCA
Molecule: messenger RNA, 2901 nt
Organism: Aspergillus ibericus CBS 121593
Lineage: Eukaryota; Fungi; Ascomycota; Eurotiomycetes; Eurotiales; Aspergillaceae
Product: carbohydrate-binding module family 48 protein
Exons: 3
Coding region: 405-2519 (704 amino acids)
Biological process (GO): signal transduction
Cellular component (GO): cytoplasm; nucleotide-activated protein kinase complex; nucleus
Molecular function (GO): protein kinase binding
Source: RefSeq, a predicted model, not a curated record